This is a messenger RNA of Carassius carassius (crucian carp), 1238 nucleotides long. Its product is annotated as prosaposin-like. Lineage: Eukaryota; Metazoa; Chordata; Actinopteri; Cypriniformes; Cyprinidae. Bases 74 to 910 code for a protein of 278 amino acids. The record is from RefSeq and is a predicted model, not a curated record. Gene Ontology annotation, biological process: sphingolipid metabolic process. Gene Ontology annotation, cellular component: lysosome. The transcript has 8 exons.
AUCAAAUCGUGCACAUGAAUGUAACUUUGACAACUGUAGGUCAACAUGGUGUUCCACUGUCCUCCUCCUUUAGAUGGACAACAUGUGCACCGACUGCAAAAAGACUGUCCAGCUGCUGACAGGGAUCCUCUCCAGUCAAGACUCACAGCAUCUUAUUGAGAAAUCUCUGGACAAGUUUUGUUAUGAACACCCCGCCAUCCCUUUGUGUAUGAAUGGAGCAAAGACAUACGUACAUUUGGUUAUCAGACAUUUCAGUGCAUUUGCAAAUCAAAAUGAUGACAUAUGCUCAGUGCUGGGACUGUGUGGCAGUCAGUCCGAGAGAAAAGCCCCGUCACAGCUCACUGUUAGCCUGAAUGAGCAGGGUUCGCUCUAUGCAAAGCCAUCAAGAGGAACUAGUCAUGAGGUUCAAGUCAAUCCCCUCUGUACCUUCUGUAUGUUCUUCAUAAAGACAAUAGAGAGCAUGUUGCCAAAAGAGAGAACUGAAGCGGCUAUAGUGAACCUUCUGGAGAAAAUCUGUGACUAUUUGCCCUCGCAAUACAAGGACACGUGUGACAACUUUGUAGAAACGUAUGGAAAGCAGCUGAUUGACCUGCUGUUGUCCUCCCUCCCUCCUCAUGCCAUCUGCACUGCCCUGGGCCUGUGUCUCUUCCCACAGACGCCACUGUCAGUGCAAACUGACUGUGAUUCCUGUAAGAUACUGGCGAUCCUCUCCCAAUUUCAUUUGGGUCACAAUGCAACUGAGAUCCAGACCUCUGACCUGCUCCAGAAGAUGUGCCACCUGCACCCUAAUGCUAUUCCUCAAUGCGAAGGGUUCGUGAUGCUUCAUGGCCACAGGAUCCUGAAGAGUGAUGGGAAACAUCCAGCCAUCACUGCAUGCGAGGAAGAUUUCAUUUGCCGGGGACCCAAAUGAAAGUGGUCAAUCAAACUAGAUCUGAAAAGCAACAACCUUCUUACUUUCCUCGAUCAAGCUUCUUCUCUGCGCUAACCCUGGCCUCACACAGAACCGAGAGGACUUUGAGACAUACAGUAUACGAGUGGAGACAAUCACUGUUCAGUCUGUUUCAAAUGAGCUUAAUGUGCCACACUGGGUAAACAUUUAAUACAAAACCACUCAACUUAAUAACAUAGGAAAUCCUAACACUGUGUGCAUUUUGUGUAGCAUUAUAUAAAAUCACUGCUUCCUCAUUUUUGUCUUGAGAUGAUGCAGAAAUAAACUAUUAAACAGAUUCACAUUUUAA